Lacerta agilis (Sand lizard) is the source of this 1398-nucleotide messenger RNA. RefSeq names its product growth differentiation factor 1 (gene GDF1). Bases 175 to 1254 code for a protein of 359 amino acids. Gene Ontology annotation, cellular component: extracellular region. The transcript is spliced from 2 exons. NCBI's taxonomy places the organism in Eukaryota, Metazoa, Chordata, Lepidosauria, Squamata, Lacertidae. The record is from RefSeq and is a predicted model, not a curated record. Gene Ontology annotation, molecular function: growth factor activity; cytokine activity. Gene Ontology annotation, biological process: SMAD protein signal transduction; BMP signaling pathway.
CAACCCCGAUCAGCUGCCUCUUCCUCCACGCCUUUCUCCGGCUUCUCUCCCCACCCCGCAAAAGCAAGUAGGGAAUAUUCAGAUCUCUUUUCUUGCCCCAGUUCUCCCCAUCACCAGCAAAGGGUGGUCUGAAAAACUCAAGCGUCUCCCCAAAAUAGAACAGAACAGAAUAGAAUGGAGCAUUCGCACUAUUUCCAAAUAACUCUGGCAACAGCUGGGAUGCUUUGGGUCUUGCUGGUCGGAGGGAUGGAUUUGCAAAGGCAGGAAAGUUUGGUGCUGAAAUCUCUGGGACUCACGACAAGGCCCAGACCCAGAUCUCCACCUCCCGUGCCCCAUCUGCUCUGGAAGAUGUUCCACAAGAGAGCCAACCUCUCUCCGGCUUCCGAGGAAGGGAAGACGCCUUGCUGGGUGGAAGAAUUCAGGGUACCUGGGAAUAUCAUCCGAGUCUUCCCAGAUCAAGGCCGAUUUAUCCACAGCGACAAGCCACGGAGUUGGCUGUGCCUCCAGAAGCGGCUGUACUUCAAUUUCUCCACCCUAGACAAAGGGGAGCAGGUGACGAUGGCGCAGCUCCAGAUUCGCUUCCACCACAACCAGUACCAGGUCGCCAGUCCGGGCCACCCUUUGGAGCUGAGCCUGUACCAGGCCUCCCAGGCAGCUCUGCGAGGGAUGUCCUCGCAUGCCUACAGCCGGAAGCUCUUGGUGGAGCAAAGCUUCAUCCAUCUCCACAAGUCCUUUGUCUUCAACCUGACUGAGGCAGCAAAGAUGUGGCAAACCCCUGCCAAGAACCUGGGCUUGGUGCUUGAAAUCGCUGGCGGGAAGCUUUGCUCUGGUGCAGAUUCCUUCCUUGACACCUCCCUCCUUGUGGUCUCCCUGGCGCACAGACAGUGCGGGAGCACCCGGAAGCGGCGGAGCACCUACUAUGUCCCGACAGCCACCAGCAACGUCUGCAAGCCACGGCGGCUGUACAUCAGCUUCCGUGACGUUGGCUGGGAAGAGUGGAUCAUUGCCCCGCAGGGUUACCUGGCCAACUACUGCCUGGGCGAGUGCCCCUUCCCACUGGCUGAAGACCUCAACAGCACCAACCAUGCCAUUCUGCAGACAGUGGUGCACUCCCUCGACCCCGAAGGGACCCCCCAGCCCUGCUGCGUCCCUGUCCGCCUCUCGCCCAUCUCCAUCUUGUAUUAUGACAACGACAACAACGUUGUGCUGAGGCACUAUGAGGACAUGGUGGUGGACGAAUGCGGGUGCCGGUAAAACGGGGGUGGGGGUGGGGUGUUCCCUGGCGUGGCUUUGUUGCGGUGGGGCACUCACGCAGUGGUGUUGGCCAGCCUCUCCCUGCUGUAGCUCUGCACUGAGAACCAGAUUAUCCUGCAUUCAUGGCCCCUUGGGCUUUAGAUG